This is a messenger RNA of Talaromyces stipitatus ATCC 10500, 969 nucleotides long. RefSeq names its product Impact family protein. Gene Ontology annotation, molecular function: protein binding. Gene Ontology annotation, cellular component: cytoplasm. Bases 1 to 969 code for a protein of 322 amino acids. Gene Ontology annotation, biological process: regulation of translational initiation. The transcript is spliced from 2 exons. The record is from RefSeq and is a predicted model, not a curated record. Lineage: Eukaryota; Fungi; Ascomycota; Eurotiomycetes; Eurotiales; Trichocomaceae.
AUGUCUUCCGCCCUCGAAAAUCUGCAGCAACGAGAGCUUGCUGAAGAGAUUGAGGCGAUAAAUGCAAUAUACGAACCCGAUACGAUCGAAAUCAAUACAAUCAGUUCAGCCUCGGACAAUGUCCCACGAACGCUAGAUUUGGGAGGAACAGAUAACAGCACCGCUGCUAUUACCACGACGAUACGAUUGCGUAUUCCGGAGCAUCCUCACCUAUCGUUUAUAUUCGGGUUUGACGAUGAGUAUCCGGAAACACCUCCCCGAGUAGUUGGGACAGCAUCGACCUCCUCCCGCGGCGAAGGGAGUUUAACUGUUGAUGUGUUAAGGGAUAUUGUCAGCCGAGCACAUCAACCGGGGCAAGUCUGCUUAUUUGAAGUAAUCAGCGAGGCGACUGAAAAGUUUUCUGAAUUGAGCAUUGGUGGAACAACAGACCCUGAAAAUGCAUCGAGAGGAAACGAAACACCAGUUGGAGAGCAUGCCACGGACGAUCAGGUUGACCAGACUGCCGAUAAUUUCAUGGCUCUCUCUUUGAAAGACUCAUUCGGCAUAGAUAGCCCUCCCGAUUGGAUACUGUCCGAUAUUGUCACAGAAAAGAAAUCAGUUUUUGUCGGUCGUGCGGCAAAGGCGUAUCUAGAUUACCUCCUAGCAACAGACAAAAAGGUCGCAAGUGCGACACACAAUAUUAGCGCAUGGCGUAUUCGAGAGAGAAAAGAUGACAACAUUGAAAGGAUAUUCCAAGACUGUGAUGAUGAUGGAGAAACCGCUGCGGGCGGACGUUUACUACAUCUAAUGCAGCUGAUGGAUGUUUGGGAUGUGCUAGUGGUCGUUACGCGGUGGUAUGGAGGAAUCUUGCUUGGCCCGGAUAGGUUUCGAAUUAUUAACAAUGUCGGGAAAGACGCACUUAUCAAGGCGGGGUUUCAAAGGGAUGCUUCGAGUGCCAAAGACAAAGGGAAGAAGAAGGGGAAAAAGUGA